GGCAGUGCUACUAAAUACUAACGCAAUUAUAAUAAAUCUGUUGAAUGUACCUAUAAUAUAAAUUUAUUUUUUAAUCUGCGAAAAUGUAUGUUCCUUUCCUUGUAUACAAUUCGAACAAACGCAUGAUGCUUAUCUUGAAUACUCACAUGAAUAGUACUUGCGAAAUUUUGUGAAGAUAAAGAAGAGCAAAUUUUACGUGAAUCGACUAUAAAUAUUAUUUUUUAUUAGUUUUUUAUACUUUUAUAAAAUUAUUAAUUAUGGCAAUAGAUUUCAAAAAAGUUUUUUUUUACUUUGGCUUGUCUAUCUUUUUUGUCGGUAGUGCCAUUUGCAUAAACAAUUUUCGAUCGGGACGACAAACCAACAACGUCAUUGAACCGGGAAUAUUUUCAGAUCCUACACUCAAAUUUGUCAACAUAUUAUUUCGUCAUGGAAAUAGAGCGCCAAUAUUCAAGUACAAAACAGACCCACACAAAAAUGCUUUUCCUGAAGGAAACGGAGAAUUAACUAAAAAAGGAAAGCAAAAUAUGUACAAAAAAGGACAAAUAUUUCGACGCUUAUACAAUGGUUUCUUAAGUGACUUAUAUUUGGAUAGUGAGAUCUUAACCAAAACUACUAACAAAAGACGGACUUUCAUGUCAGCAGCAAUGGUUUUAGCUGGAAUGUAUCCACCAAAAGACUAUCAAAAAUGGUCAGACACGGAAACUAUUUGGCAGCCUAUUCCUAUUUACAACGAUUCGCCAGACCACGGAACAUUGUUUGAUGAACGAGGAAAAUGUCUAGCUUUUGAUUUUAUGAUGAAUAAGUUAUUUAUUCAAAUAGGCAAUCUUGCCGACGAAAAUACAACAACAUUAUUGUCGUAUUUGUCUGAAAAAUGUGGACAACCGAUCACUAAUACGAAUAUAAUAAGGCUAGACGACCUAUUUUUAUGUCAAAUGGCUGAAGGCUUACCACUGCCGGAAUGGAUUAAGCCUUACCACAUUGAAAAAAUAAAGUCAAUUUCUAGAAAUAAAAAAAUAACAAGAAUGUGUUUUGAAAAUAGUAGAUUUCAGAAAAUUAUUAUAGGAUCUCUGCUAAAUGAAAUUGGCUUAAACAUGGAAUCACGUUCAAAUAAUAAUGAUACAAGAAAAAUGUAUCUUUAUUCAGGACACGAUAUUAGUGUAGCAAUGGCAAUGAGCUUUCUAGGCAAUACAAAUAUUGACAUGCCCAAUUUUGGUGCUUCGUUACAUUUUCAUUUGUAUUAUGACGAAAUUAAUGAAUACACUAUCAAAGUGUACUUUUACGAUCGUUGGGACAAUGAAAAAGGAAUAGAAGUUCCAAUAUCUACUUGCGGUAAUCCAUGCAAAUUUAAGGACUUUAAAAAUAUUUUAGACAAUAAUUUUUCUGGAAAAUUUGAUGAUGAGUGUCAACAAUUAGAAAGUUAAUCUCAUUUAUUAUUAUUAUCAUUUACAUUUAACCGUAUCUAUUAAAGAUUUGUUUUGAAUAAUCUAUGAUUAUUUUAGACACUUAUCUAAUUCUAAAAAAAAAGAAUAGUUUUAAUAUUUUACAAAACUUUGUCUAGUUUGUAUUAUUAUUACCUAUCGGCUAUCUGUCUUCUAUGUAGUUAAAACUUAGAUUUACACUUU
Messenger RNA from Melanaphis sacchari, 1622 nucleotides. RefSeq names its product lysosomal acid phosphatase-like. Bases 258 to 1421 code for a protein of 387 amino acids. Gene Ontology annotation, molecular function: phosphatase activity. Lineage: Eukaryota; Metazoa; Arthropoda; Insecta; Hemiptera; Aphididae. The transcript has 7 exons. Gene Ontology annotation, biological process: dephosphorylation. The record is from RefSeq and is a predicted model, not a curated record.